CCUUCUCAUUUACGAUUCGAAAAUUCCAGCAGAGUUUUGGUCUUCUUUUCAUUACACUAAUAUUGGGAGUCUUCGACACCGAUAUGGCAAAAACUUUAUUAUUUCUCGCGACAGUAGUGCUGGCGGUUGGCUGGGUCGUCAAAGCGCAGGAAUACAACGAGUACGAUCCCUCAGCUGUCACGCCUGGCAGCAUCCCCAACUUCCCGUUCCGCAACUGCAACACCACCAACGGCGCGUACCGGCUGGCACCGGUGUGGCGGCCUUCGGGCAGCAACACGUACUGCUUUAAGAUCCAGGUCAGCCAGGAUGCCCUGUCCUGCACUGGCGCCUGCUGCAGCGCCGACUUGCACAAAAUUGAGUUUAACGUGUCCAGCAGCUGCCUGGUGGCCGGGGCUUCAGUUGUCGCCACCGUGAAUGGAGUGCGGACCCGGGUUGGUGCGGCCCUGGACAAGGCCCCGGCUGGGCCUGUUGGCUCCGCCGUUCUGCGGCUCACCCAGCUGGGGCUGGACACCACGACCGCCCAGGAUGCGGAGGUGUGCCUCACCCUCAAGACCAACCGCGGAGGCCAGGGCUGCACCACCCUGGAGCAACUGUGCUCGUCGCCAGGCUUCCCCGCAGGGACAUGCACAGCAGCUAUGUUCGAUGUCGCGUGUGAUUGCUGCCCGGUUUCUCAAGCUGGUCAGGCCCUCCCGCCGCCGCCACCAGUUAUUCCGCCGGUCUUCCGGCCUUGUGACGUCUGCAUCGCCGCGACCAUUGUGCCCCCGGCCAUUGAUGUGCGACCAUACCGCUACGACAGCGCCACCUGCGCCGCCAUUCAGCAGAACAUCGCCAACAUCAUGAACUCUCUCCUGGGAGCCGCCAACGUCGGCGCCUUCUCACCUUUCGCGCCAAAUGCAAGCCAGUGCUUUGACACACAAAUCAUUACAUGUGGCAGGUUCAACGGUUCGGACAGUGAUGCGUUGGCCCUUCUGACGGAAGCGGUGCAGCAGCAGCUUUCCAACUUCAUCGAAAUUGCGUCUGGCGGCAACGUCUGCAAUCCAAAGUUGGAGAAAUACACGGUGACGGUCUCCACCAUCAACAAUGUGGCAGAUCAGUGCCUUUCCCUCUCGCAGUCGACUAGUUGCUUCCUGCCUGGCGUUCCAUUCCCCAACUGCACGUGCAACACAACUCAGGGAGUCAUGCCGUUCGUAGUCUCCCCCACCUGGUAUGCACAGCCGGCCAAUGCCCACUGGGGCCGCAACGUCACUGAGUACUGCUUCACCGUCAACACGCUACCGCCAAGUCAGGUCGUGCCGAGCUCCUGCUAUGAUCCGAACGACGCCCUUGCCAAGAUCGAGUUUUAUGCUCAUGACAUGUACAGGCCGGCGGUGAAGGGCUUCUCAGUUUACCCCGCCACGAAUUCGACGACGAGCAGGACAUUCAUCUCAGACAGCUGGGGCGCACUAGGAGUCGACACACUGAAAGUGUCACUCAACUGGACCGGCGAGCAAGCCAACGGAGGCUUGGUGUGCGUGGCGAUUCAGAACCCCAUCACCAUGAGCGAUGUGUGCAAGGGGGGAAUUGGCCAGCAGUGCUACGUCAGCAUCUUCAACAGGGACAACUCAGACUACUGCUGCCCCAUCUACCGCACGGGGCCUUGACGGGUGCACGAGCAUGAUGGGUGACAGCCGGCAGCUGCAGGUGUUGUUGCGCACUCAGAACCGAGGUCCAGCUGCCGGCUCCAUGUGGUGCAAUGACGAGGCACGCUCUGAUGAUGAAAUCAAACCUGGACUAAGGUGCAUGGGUGGGUCUUACAUGUAAGGAGCAAGGGGUGGAGUUGCCAACAGCUAGGGAGACGUCAGCUGCCCUGCGGCCCCGGUGCUGGUCCCCUGGCCCACGUGGGUACGUCCAAAAGCGCGGAAUUGCAGUACAUGGAUCUGCAAAAUGCUGUUGUAGGCAAUCCCCAUGGUGCGGUAUGAGACUUUUGAGUUGUGACAGCCGAUGUCACUAUUAUAAGUUUUUUGGAGGUGAUGAGCUCAGUUACAUAGAAAGUAACAAAAGUUUGCCCUCUUUAGGAAAGCGGCAGGCAUUUGCCAGGAUACAUGUAGGACUGAUGGCAAUGUGAGCACGCAAGCGGAAAAUCCCCCCCAUGCGGGCUGGCCGUCAGCCUGCCUGUAUACGGCAUCCCCUGCAUGCGCAUUUGACGGCGUUCCAUUUCUUAUUAGGCAAGUGUAGAGGUGUGGGCUGGUGGUGUACAUGUCACUCUUACAUCGCCAGCAGCAGUGCGUGUGGGUCGAUUGAUUUGUUCCAGAGGUGCUCCAAAAGACCUCCCUUUUCCCUUGAAGAUUGGAGAGGUCUUCCUAGGUCCUACAUCAGACGCAAACGAUUGCCGAUUUGUAUUUCGUUACGAGCCUAUUUAGGCCAUUCCUUGCAUGCACGUCCUAACUAAGCCAUCAAGCUGGCCACGCACCCGAGCGAGCGCGCAUUCAACAAGUUAAACAGGCACAGGGUUCGCGUCACACAAUGGCAUGCUGUUAUUAAUGUCUCGCGUUGAUUGAUUGAUGUGAUGUCACUGGCCCGGGCCCAGCCCGGACCGGGCCGAUGUGCGAUUCUGUAGUGAUGGCCAGGCGGAGGUUGGCUCGUUCCUUACGUUGCCUUAAAGCAAUGACAUACAGGAUUAAAACGGGGUAUUUGUCCUGCAGGCGUCGUUGAAGGAAUUUUCGGCGUACGUGCCUAUUCAGACAAGUGAACCACGCAGCAAAUAGCAGCCGGGCCCGUGGCUGGGUUUUUGUCGCGAAUGAAAAGCGAUGUUGGCAGAAGACGAGCAUCUGCCAUGCAUGGACCAGCCAGCCAUCUAACAUGCAUAUGUGAAUUGCCCACAUAUGCCGCUAUGCAAGCGCAAUCUGCCGUGGACGUUUGAGUAUGGAUUUGGCUUGGAUGGACGCUGAUUCGCUCUUCCCUUAGGCGAGGCAGGAGGGUAAAAUAAGUAAUGGAGCCCGGCUACAGCUGGUUCAUCCAGACGCCGUAUUUUGAUUUUCAUCGACGGCCAGUCGCUUAGAAUAUUAGCUUUUGCUUGUAAUGGGUCGCCGUUCAGCAGUUCGUGCAUCCCGUACAUGACUGAUUCUGUGCCGACUUGUGGGGAUGCCAUGCCGUAUACGACAUGCAAAGUCCUUCAGGCUCGGCCGAGUUCGUUUCGUACGGAUGUUGUGUGCUGGGACCGGGGUGAUGGUGGUGCGCGAGAAACAAAGCUCGCCGUAGAACCGUAGCUGGCUGUAAGGAACCCACUGGCCACG
Volvox carteri f. nagariensis is the source of this 3272-nucleotide messenger RNA. It is a transcript of the gene phIII, whose product is annotated as extracellular matrix glycoprotein pherophorin. The coding region runs from base 84 to 1640 and encodes 518 amino acids. The transcript has 8 exons. The record is from RefSeq and is a predicted model, not a curated record. NCBI's taxonomy places the organism in Eukaryota, Viridiplantae, Chlorophyta, Chlorophyceae, Chlamydomonadales, Volvocaceae.